AGAUGUGUGGCAAGAUGACGGUGAGAUGUGUGAAUGCCUUGCAGAAGACACGAUCGUCUGUGAAGGAUUAACCCGGACAGACCUGUGUGCAAGGCCAGCGAGAGGAAUUUGCCGCGCAUGCGGAGAUCCACACGUCACGAUGUUCGACGGAAAGCGUCAUCACUUCCAAGGCCCGUGUAGAUACACAUUCGCCAAGGACUGUGGGGACAGCAGCGACUUCACCGUGGAAGUACAACACGUGCCCGUACCCCAUAGGCCAGUUGUGUCCGUUGUGCGUGAGGUGUACGUGAUAGCACACAGGUACGAAAUCGGAAUUCACCAAGGAAAUGAUGUGACGGUGAAUGGAGGGCUGUACUCGGUUCCCUUCUCCCUGGCCAUGGACAAGAUUGAGGUCAGGUACAGCGGUAUAUGGGUUCACGUGCGGUUGGUAGAGUACUGCGUGGACAUCUUCUACAACGGGCGUCACUGUGUGAAGGUGACGGUUACUCCUUACUACUGGGGUAGGAUGUGUGGACUUUGCGGUAACUACAACAGCGACAUGACCGAUGACUUCAUGAUGUCAGACCUGAUGACCAUCGCGCCGAACUGGAACGAUUUCGGACAUAGCUGGCUGGUCGAGGACGAAGACGAUGAGAAAUGUGGAGGAGGAGGAGGAGGCCCCGGUCCGUGUCCACCAGACUUGCUGGCAGCUGUGUCGGCAGAUGACAUUUGCGGGCUCAUUUCAGACCCUAACGGUCCGUUUGCUGCGUGCCAUGCCGCUGUAAAGCCUCGGGAUUUCUAUAACGACUGCGUCUUCGACAUGUGUGCACAGAACGGAGAUAUCGUGGGCCUCUGUGAGAACCUGGAGGCAUACGCUGACGCCUGUAAGGACGCCGAUGUGGCCAUUACUUGGCGUACUCCAACCCUUUGCCCCUUGCCGUGUCCACCUAACAGCCAUUACAACCCAUGCGCAAGUCCCUGUCCUGCGACCUGCCAGGAUCCGGACGCUCCAAACAAUCCGUGUAUCACAGUCUGUGUAGAAUGCUGCGAGUGCGAUCCCGGGUACGUCAUGAGCGGACUUCACUGUGUCCCACUAGAGGAGUGCGGCUGCACUGACCCUGACACUGGCCGUUAUUACGAGCUCGGAGAAACCUGGGUAGAGGACGGUAAACGCUGUAUUUGCAGAGAAAACAACACAAUUAUCUGCAAAGGAUGUUCCUUUGACAUCGUCUUCAUACUGGACCGUUCUUCAAGUAUUGGACCGUACGGGAUGUACAUCGCCCAGAAAUACAUCGCGCAUAUCAUCAAAUGCCUGUAUGGCCUGGAUGUAGACGUCGGGUACAUUGUGUUUGACUGCAUAUCGAAGUGGCUGAUCUCUCUGGGACUCUACAACGUGGACACAACUGCUCUCAUCCCAGAAAUCAAGGCUGCUGAGUUCACUGGAGGGGAGAGCCGAGCUGGGCAUGCCAUUUAUCAUAUGAUGUGUACGGCCAAUUACCGAAAUGGAAUCCCCAGUGCGGCUGUUGUACUGACAGAUGGUAUUGCGUAUAAAGAGUACCCGAGCAACCUGUAUGAAAUCCAGUCCGACGCAGCAAGGGCAAUGGGUAUUGAGUUGUACGCUGUGGCGGUUGGAAGAGACCCCCUCUUCAACUUCAAUGGGCUUGCGAACAUCGCGGGUGGCUCAGACCGUGUGUUCGACCGUUACAGUUGCUGCGCUCUUGCCAUCAGGCUGAUGGAAGACUUAUGUGUGGCGUGUGACGUGAGUUCAGACCUGUUUUUCGUUCUGGACGGAUCUGGCAGCGUAGGCCCUGACAACUUCGAAACAGUCAAACAGUUUGUUGUGGAUGUGGUCAGCGCCUUCACCAUCAGCUUAACUGACACCAGAGUUGGUGUUGUCCAAUACUCCGAUUUUAACACACUGGCGUGUAACCUGGGAGACCAUCCUGAUGAGGCAUCUUUCGUCACCGCCAUCAACACCAUGCAAUACCAAGGCGGAGGCACGGCAACGGGAGAUGCUAUGGAGUACGCGCGUGUAAAGCUUCAGGCCGUCUGGAGGCCUGCACCUACUCCAAGGAUUAUGAUAGUUCUGACUGACGGGAAGUCAGGGGAUGACGUCGUCGCGGCUGCCCAAGCUUUGGCCGCGGACGGUGUAACCGUGUACGCCAUCGGUGUGGCCAACUUUGACACCGCAGAGCUGCUAGAGAUCACCAACGGCAACCAGGACCGUGUGAUUGAGCUGAAAGACUAUACCGCCCUGACUGCGAGCAUCAACAGCAUCAUUCGCGCUCUCUGCAAAGGGACGAUCUGAUCAAAGUAUUCUAGAAGAGAGUGUGAUUCCUUUGACCCUUUCGAUUUUCUACAGAUUUCAAGUCAUGUCAACUUGUUACCGUGGUCUCAUCUACACUAUAACAUAAAUCAAACUACACUAUAACGUAAAAGACUUCAGUGAUGCUGAA
Messenger RNA from Branchiostoma floridae (Florida lancelet), 2435 nucleotides. Its product is annotated as mucin-6-like. The record is from RefSeq and is a predicted model, not a curated record. Bases 26 to 2287 code for a protein of 753 amino acids. NCBI's taxonomy places the organism in Eukaryota, Metazoa, Chordata, Leptocardii, Amphioxiformes, Branchiostomatidae. The transcript is spliced from 15 exons. Gene Ontology annotation, cellular component: extracellular matrix.